Phytophthora infestans T30-4 is the source of this 1065-nucleotide messenger RNA. RefSeq names its product geranylgeranyl transferase, putative. Bases 1 to 1065 code for a protein of 354 amino acids. Gene Ontology annotation, molecular function: CAAX-protein geranylgeranyltransferase activity. The record is from RefSeq and is a predicted model, not a curated record. NCBI's taxonomy places the organism in Eukaryota, Oomycota, Peronosporomycetes, Peronosporales, Peronosporaceae. The transcript has 3 exons. Gene Ontology annotation, biological process: protein geranylgeranylation. Gene Ontology annotation, cellular component: CAAX-protein geranylgeranyltransferase complex.
AUGGCAACCACGUUUGACCGGGAGCUCCAUACGCGCUAUUUCCUCAAGAAUCUGCGGUCGCUGCCUGAGCCGUACGCAUCUCAGGACUCGCAGCGCGUGGUGUUGGCUUUCUUCUGCAUCCACGGGCUGGCACUACUGGAGGAACUUGAGCUCGUUGACAAGUGCCAGAUCAUUGAGUGGGUCUAUAGUCUACAGGUGUCUCCAGACUGCCGCGACGUCAGCCUCAAUGCGGAUGACUGCGGUUUCCGGGGCGGCACCUUCAUGGGGAACACCUUUGGUUGCCCACCGUCCCAGUUUCAAAGCGAGGUGUACGACUCGAGCAACAUCGCGUCGACCUUCGCUGCGCUCUGCAUCCUCCGGACGCUUGGCGAUGACCUCAGUCGAGUGAACAAGGCCGCAAUCAUUGGAUCUUUAAAACAUUUACAGAACAAAACGACAGGAUGCUUUUCGUCAGCAAACGCUGGAUCGGAAGAAGAUAUGCGCUUCGUCUACUGCGCCUGUGCCAUAUCUUACAUUCUGGAAGACUGGUCCGGUGUCGAUCGGGUGGCGAUGGUGCGCUUCAUUAACUCAUGUCUGAAUUAUGACGGAGGCAUCGGGCUCAGCACUGGCGCUGAAUCGCAUGGCGGGGCAGUAUUCGUUGCCAUCGCGUCGCUGUUUUUGUCUGGACGAGUGAUGCAGCUCAAGUGCGAGCAGUCGGAUCUGGUGCGAUGGCUGGUGUUCCGACAGCAAGGAGGUUUCCAGGGACGAUGCAACAAGAGCCCCGACUCCUGCUACGCCUUCUGGAACGGCGCUACCCUCGACCUCCUGGGCAAACACUCGUUUGUGGAUAUCCCCAGCUGCAAGAAGUUUAUCUACUCGUGUCAGUUCCCCUUCGGUGGAUUGUGUAAAUACCCCGACACCGUUCCCGACGUGAUGCAUUCGUACCUUAGCCUGGCGUGGUUAAGUAUCGCGGUAAAUUCAAACACGAUCGUGGUCGAUGGAGAGGAGCUUCCUAAACUUGCACCUCUGGACACGAAGCUCCAAGUGCCGUUUUUCCCAAAGCUCCACGGCACGACAAAAAAGUGA